GAUAAAGUAGCGUGGAGGUAGUGCCGUUGUGUAUUGUUGAAUAACGAUCUGAUUAUUUUUGUUUAUACGCGUAUUUUGUGAGGAUAUCGUACUAUAAACUGUUAUAUAUGAAUAAAGUUAAAGAUUUUUGUAGUUGCAAGCAUAAUCUGUACUUUUUUUAAGUUCUUCUGUACAAAUUGAACAUUUUAUCCGAGUGUGUAAUCUUGUAUCGGCGACUUUACGUUGGACGGUGGUUGAAAAUGUGAGUUAAAUAAUAUCAUGCUGGUUAACAUUUCGGCUUAAGGACAAACCUGCAGUUAUAAGAGAAAGACCUUGUGUAACUAUGAAAUUGUUUACGUUUCUCCUGUUGUUACCGGCAUGUUUAGCACAUCUCAAUGUUUACUUGAGUAGUGCUGAAGUAUGGAGACUACUGGGACUAACAGCGGAAUUGUUCUACGUUCGAGACGGACAGAUCAACUCUUAUGCGCUGAACUUCGUGGUUCCCGUGCCGGCGACCAUAGGAGAGCUGCAUUUCACAUGGCAGAGCCUCACGCGAAGACCGUUACCAUAUAUUUUACACGUAGACUUGGGAAAAAACGAAGAAGUAUUACACACACCAACGUUUAACAUUUCAAGCACGGGUUUUGUGCCUACAGAACCACAAACUUGGAGAGUAGAUUUGCCAUGUACGGGCACUGUUUCCGCCGAAGUGGCCGUCACCAUAUCUCUCAACGUGUCCACCGGUUCUUCAUCGACCGCUUUGCUUUUCCGACGACGAAAAAUAUGUCUUAAAGAAGCCCAUAGGCCAGCUGUAAGAGUGGAUAGCGUGCCGCAUGCAGCAACGUCUGCUGAUAUAUUCUAUGCAGGCGCAGGAUGUGCUGGAGGUGCACUCUUAAUCGCUGCCGUCGCUGCUACAGCGUGCAGGGUACGAGCGAGAAAGCUUCGCAGAGCACGGAGUGACGAACAAGAUGGUCAUGCAUUUCUACCUGAUUCUUCUUGUAAGUCUGCCGCUAGUUACACUAGCUAUCGACGACCUACUUCCCUCCCCGCUGCGGCAGCGGAGGAAAGAGCUAGAGAUUUGCAACAGAGAAUAUCCGAACUGACAAUACAAAGAUGUCGAGUUAGAUUGCGAUCAGUGGCAAUGGAAGGAACGUUUGGCAGAGUGUAUAAAGGAACAUAUGCUGACGAAGAGGGUAGAGAGCAAGAAGUUCUAGUUAAGACCGUAGCUGAACAUGCGUCUCAAGUUCAGGUAUCGCUUUUACUCCAAGAAGGCUGCAUGUUGUACGGACUUCAUCACGAGCGCGUCUUGUCCGUACUCGGUGUCAGUAUCGAAGAUCAAACUGCUCCAUUCUUACUCUAUCCUUGGAGUACUACCUGGAGGAAUUUGAAGCAAUUCUUGUUAGCGUGUAGAGGAGUGGGAUUCGGUGUUGCGGCAAAUGGACCGCCUCCACCACCAUUGACCACACAACAUGUUGUCAGGAUGGCAUUACAUGCGUUAGAUGGCUUGGCCUAUUUGCACUCCCAGCAUGUUCUGCACAAGGACAUCUCGGCAAGAAAUUGCAUUGUGGAUGAGAAUCUUCGAGUGAUGAUAGCGGAUAACGCGUUGUCACGCGAUCUUUUCCCCGGCGAUUAUCAUUGUUUGGGCGACAACGAAAACAGGCCGAUUAAAUGGUUGGCUCUUGAAGCAUUAUCAAAGAAGCAAUUCAGCCCCUCGUCGGAUGUAUGGGCACUUGGAGUAUUACUAUGGGAGCUGACCACUUUAGCUCACCAGCCGUAUGCUGAAGUAGAUCCGUUUGAAGUUGCUGCAUAUCUGCGGGACGGUUACCGAUUGCAGCAGCCAGCGAAUUGUCCAGACGAACUAUUCGCUGUAAUGGCUUACUGCUGGGCGAUGUCUCCCGACGACCGACCCACUUUGCCGCAACUACAAAUUUUCCUACGAGACUUCCACACGCAAUUAACGAGAUUCGUCUAAGACAUUCCUUACAUAAAAAAAAAAAACAAUCCAAAGACGACAAUAAUAUACAUAGUUAGUGAAAUAGUGAAAGAAUAUAGUGGACAUAAAAGAGGCCUUAAUAUGCCCUAAGUGACAUUCUAACAAGAAUUUUUAGUGACGAGUAUUAAAAUGAGGCGCGGAGAUGAAAGAGACUGAUUUAAUAGUGAUUAUUGAAUUGUAAAUUAUACGUUUCAUAUAUCACGGUCGUUACAUAUUUUUUGUUUCUAUUUCGUCAACGAUUUCUCCAACAAUAAAACUCGAAGCUUUCACAAUAUGCAAUAUUUUUUUGCCGCGGGAUAAAUAAAUCAACUUUACGAUCGGUUCGUGUGAGUUUCUUAAGACGAACGAAAAUAUUGCAUAAUGUUUCUGCUUUUAUACAAAUAGCUCAGUAUAAACGAAAUAGAAAGAAAAAAAUGUGGCAUUUAUAUUAUAUGUAUUGUAAUUAUAAUUUCAAACCUCACUACUGCCAUAUUAGGAUAAAAGAAUAUAUGUAAAUAUUGUUAGUUUAAACAUUUAAAUACGUAUAUUGAAUGUGCCUCGGACUUUAUGAAAGAUAUAGAAUUUUAUUACUGUUCUGUUGAAAUAUUGAAGUUUCGAUUAAGUCUGUAUUUGAAUUUUUAAUACCUUGUUUCGAUAUAAUUGUAAAAUAAUGGACAUUCAAUGUAAAUUUUUCAGUGUGGCAACAUUUUCUUAUCUAAAUAAUUUAUUGUCUGUCUGAAUUUUUUCAUACACAGGUCAGUAUUAUAUACGAUUAUAGCAUGUUAUUAAAAAUAAAAAAGUAUACGAGGGAAUUAACUAAACAUCGAACUUACAUAAUAUUUUACAAGAUCACUUGUAUUAAAAUUACUUUUGCAACGAAUUUACGAUUUUAUUUUUAUUGGUAUCUGUUAAGUGCCAAAUAUUAAAAGAAUUAUCUCUCGUUCAGUGCCAACGUAUACUCCAUACUCCAACCACAAUUACAGAUUUAUUAUCGGUUAACAGUUCAGUCAAAUUACUAAUAAAUAACGAAAAUAUUCCAUAUAUUCUAUCAAAGAUAUAUCGAUUACAAUUCGAAUAAUUCGAUUCACCAACAAAUAUAAUCGAUUAAAAACUGUCAAAUAAUUUAUAUAAAAAAUGUAAUAAAGACUAAACUAUUGACCGAUUUAAAUUUAGAACUGAAAAUUUAAUAACAUACGAAUAAUACCAGUAGGUAUAGGUAAGACAAUUUGAAAUUUCAAACGAUGUCGAAGGCCUAACAAGUUCUGCUACUGAUUAUUUUGACAUUUAAAACUGAAUUAAUUAUAAGAUACAAUUUAUGUUGCAUUACAACUAUAAUGUAUAUAUCCAUUUCAACUAGCAUGGGUACUGUGACAUUUGAUUAAUUACAUCUCACGCGUG
Molecule: messenger RNA, 3349 nt
Organism: Vanessa atalanta (red admiral)
Lineage: Eukaryota; Metazoa; Arthropoda; Insecta; Lepidoptera; Nymphalidae
Gene: dnt
Product: tyrosine-protein kinase Drl
Exons: 6
Coding region: 323-1951 (542 amino acids)
Biological process (GO): positive regulation of kinase activity; cell surface receptor protein tyrosine kinase signaling pathway; axonogenesis
Cellular component (GO): signaling receptor complex
Molecular function (GO): ATP binding; protein kinase activity
Source: RefSeq, a predicted model, not a curated record